Cooperia oncophora is the source of this 282-nucleotide messenger RNA. Lineage: Eukaryota; Metazoa; Nematoda; Chromadorea; Rhabditida; Trichostrongylidae. The record is from the annotation of a GenBank genome assembly.
AUGAUUGACCUAUGUAAGGUCGUGAGUGGCCUUGAGCUAAGUCCAGAAGCCGAAGAUGCAAUGACAGCGUAUUCGGAUGAUCUCCUGGAUGCGUUGAUUGAUGCGAUUUGUCUGGAAACUAAGGAGCGAGGCGCUUACCGUAUAAACGAGAGCGAUGCGUUGAAUUCUGUGAAAGCUGUGUCAUUGUUUCCCGCUAGAGUGGUCCCUCGAACAACACUGAAGAUUUUCGCGUCUAAAUCAAGACCAGAUGAUGAAGCACCUCCAUGUACUCGGCCAGCAGUU